GAGGCGCCGGCGGAGGCGGCAGAGGCAACGCCCGACAGCGCGAGCGGCGCAACAAGAGGGGUGGCCGUGGACGGGGCGGUGCCGACGAGGCCGUCCUGGCCGAGGAGGAGGAGGAGGACAGGCGGUACUUUGCCGAGGUCUGCUACUCGUUGAUGGCGUACAACGAUGACGCCACCUCGGAGCUCAGCGCGAUAGAGGACACCUACCGUGGCGUGACGGAUCCGAUGGACCAAGCGCUGCUGCCGACCUGGAACACGUACCCCAAGAUGUACGCGGAGAUGAAGGUGGCCGCACGGAUCAACGCGCAUUUCCUGGCCGGGCUGGUCACCUCGGACGAGAGCGCGCAGGAGUUCGUGGAGAUCCCCAGGUCGCACCAGGUCCAGGACAGCAAUGCGUCGAAGACGCGCACCGUCCUGCGGCAGUUCGUGCGCGACUGGGCCGCCGAGGGCCAGAUGGACCGCGGCCUGGGAGGAGAGCGGGACUCCCAGUACGGCGUCUUGCUGAAGGCUCUUCAGCAGCACAUGCCCCUGCCAGAAGGCGGCGUCCCCGCCGACCAGGAGCCGCCGCGCGUGCUGUGCCCCGGCAGCGGCCUCUCCCGGCUGCCCUUCGAGGUUGCCCGGCUGGGCUACUCCGCGCAGGGGAACGAGUUUUCGUACCACAUGCUGCAGGGCAGCAAGUGGGUCCUGAACGAGACGAGCAGCACCCUGGAGAACGCACACCAUCUUUCCGUUCGUGCUGAGCCUGGAGCAUCGCAAGAGGGGGCGGAGCCAGCUGCAGGCCAUCAAGAUCCCCGACGUUUGCCCCGCCAUGGAGCUCAACCCGGACCGGAUCAUGAGCAGGCCGCAGGACUUCUCCAUGUCCGCGGGCGAGUUCGUCGAGGUCUACCAGCCGCAGGUGAGGGAGUGGGACAGCGUCCUCACGUGCUUUUUCUUGGACACGGAGCGAACAACGUGUUUCUUUACAUCCGCACCAUCGCGCUGAUCCUCAGACCCGGCGGACUGUGGGCCAAUCUCGGCCCGCUGCUUUAUCACUACGCGGAAGGGGGCGGGUAG
Messenger RNA from Prorocentrum cordatum, 1052 nucleotides. The record is from the annotation of a GenBank genome assembly. Lineage: Eukaryota; Dinophyceae; Prorocentrales; Prorocentraceae.